UGUCAUAGGACAUUUGGGUUGUUUGCAGCUUCUGGCUAUCACUGAUAAGGCCACAAUGGAGCACGUACCUGUGAGGUAUGGUGGGCCAUCUUUUAGGUAUAUGCCCAAGAGUGGAAUAGCCGGAUCUUCAUGUAGAUCUAUUUUCAAUGUUCAGAGGAACCUCCAUAUUGAUUUCCACAGUAGUUGUACCAGUUUGCAGUCCCACCAGCAAUGGAGGAGUUCUCCAGUGUUGAACCGUUUGUACGCUCUGAGCAAAUCUCUGCAAUUGGAGCCCUCCACUUCCAGUGCACUUCCCGUUGUUGUCAAUGGAGAGAAGCAGAGGGCCCACUGUGAGAGCUGGCCAGUGAUAUUCUUGUAUUUUGAUUCUGAUAUACUCUUACUGUAUGUGUUUGAAGGAUGGGUCGUAUUUAUAGGUCUUCCUUUGUGUCUCCUUUCAUCAGUGGCGCCAUCCAUGUUGUGUAAUUUUUACUCACUAGAAUCUGAUUAUAUUGUGUCUCUAGAAAACGAUAGACGUUCAACUAUGUUUUCUGAAAAUAUGCAAUAUUAUGUUAUGAGUUUAAGUUUUUGUUGCUGUAGGGACUUUCUGUGGAGGAAGACUUUUAGUUUUCUCUGCCUGAUCCCAAAGGCUCGCCUCUCUUCAUUUCUUCACAGAUCUGUGUUUCACGGUUGUCGGAAUCAUCCACAUUUGAGGUCUUGCUACUUAAGUGAUUGACGUGGUUAAGACAUUGGAUUUGGGUUUUUAAAACUUUCUCAUAUAUUAUUGUCUCUGUGUCCCAAUUAUCUUCAGUUCUAACAUCUCAGAGCCUACAUCCAUCUGAGGAAGCGUUAAUCAAGGUUAUGACCCCAUCAGAAUGGCUGGUGGCUAUGCCUGCGAGAUUUUGUGUUGACUGAUGAUUGAUGUGGUAAAGCAUUUCCUGGGAGAGUGGACGUAUCCCUUUAAGCAGUGGCCCUGGACUGGAUAAAACGUUUAACUGAGCAUGAGACAGUAACCAAGCAAGGCAGCAAGCCUGGAACCAAUGUUUGCCCGUGGUUUUGCCUUCAAUUUUCAGUGUCAAUUCAGUGUUGUUCCACCCUUGUAUGAUUUACAGAGUCAGAGCCACCGGGAGGGAGGACACUGAGAGUCCAUUGUCUGAAGCUGUGAGGAUGAAGCCCAGUUACAGUUUAAGAGCAGAAGCUGUUGAGAUACCUAAGUUAUGAGACACCUGCCAUGGAGAGCUCCCUAUAGGGAAUGGAAACAACCACAUGGAUGCAGUGAGCUAUGACGAUGUGCAUGUGAACUUCACUCAGGAAGAAUGGGUUUUGCUGGAUCCUUCCCAGAAGAGUCUCUACAAAGAUGUGAUGCUGGAGACCUACAGGAACCUCAGUGCCAUAGGCUACAAUUGGGAAGACCGUCAUACUGAAGAACACUGUCAAAGUUCUAGAAGAUGUGGAAGGCAUGAAAGAAGGCAUACUGGAGAGGAACUCUAUGAAUGUAUUAAAAGUGGUAAAACCUUUGCAUAUCACAGUCAUCCUCAACGGCAUGAAAGAAUUCAUACUGGAGAGAAACCCUAUGAAGUUAUUCAAUAUGGUGAAGACUUUGUAUAUCACAGUAGUCUCCAAAUAUAUAAAAGAUUAGAUAUUGGAGAUAAACCUUAUGAAUGUAGUCAAUGUGGUAAAGCAUUUACCUAUCAUAGUCAGCUUCGAAGACAUAAAAGAACACAUACUGGGGAGAAACCCUACAAAUGUAAUCAAUGUGGUAAAGCCUUUUCUCAAAACGGUCACCUCAUAAUACACAAAAGAACACAUACUGGCGAGAAACCCUAUGAAUGCAGUCAGUGUGGUAAAGCAUUUACAGAUCAGAGUCAACUUCGAAUACAUAAAAAAGCACACACUGGAGAGAAACCCUACAAAUGUAAUCAAUGUGAUAAAGCCUUUUUACAAAACAUUAAUCUCAGAAUACAUAAACGAGCACAUACCGGGGAGAAACCCUACAAGUGUAAUCAGUGUGAUAAAGCCUUUGCGCAGAACGGUCACCUCAUAAUACAUAAAAGAACGCAUACUGGAGAGAAACCCUAUGAAUGUAUUGAGUGUGGGAAAGCCUUUGCAGAUCAAAGUCAGCUUCGAAUACAUAGAAGAAUACAUACUGGAGAGAAACCCUACAAAUGUAAUCAGUGUGAUAAAGCCUUUGCACAGCACAGUAAUCUCCGAAUACAUAAAAGGACACACACUGGAGAGAAACCUUAUGAGUGUAAUCAAUGUGAUAAAGCCUUUUUGCAAAACAUUAAUCUCAAAAUACAUAAAAAAGCACAUACUGGUGAGAAAACUUACGAAUGUAAUCAAUGUGGUAAAGCCUUUGCCCGUUACUAUCAUCUUCAAUGUCAUGAACGAAUUCAUACUGAAGAGAAACCUUACAAAUGUAAUCAGUGUGAUAAAGUCUUUUCACAGUCACAUAGUCUCCAAAUACACAAAAGGACACACACUGGAGAGAAACCCUAUGUAUGUAAUCAAUGUGGUAAAGCCUUCGCAGAUAAUAGUCACCUUCGAAGACACAAAAGAACGCAUACUGGAGAGAAACCCUAUGAAUGUAACCAAUGUGGCUCAGCCUUUUCACAAAGCAGCUAUCUCAGAAUACAUAAAAGAACACAUACUGGAGAGAAACACUUUAUAAGCAAGCCAUAUGGUAAAACCUUUGCAUAUAGCAGUAGUCUUAGACAACAUGAGAAAAGUCAGCCUACAGAGAAACCCCACACAUGUAGUGAGUGUGGCAAAGUUUUGUACUUCCCUGUAUCUUUGUACAUGAGGAAAACCUUCAGUGCGUAAGCAAUCUGUUAAAGACUUUGCAUAUCCCAGUAGUCUCUUUGAGGUUCUGAA
Rattus rattus (black rat) is the source of this 2850-nucleotide messenger RNA. RefSeq names its product zinc finger protein 431-like. The record is from RefSeq and is a predicted model, not a curated record. Gene Ontology annotation, molecular function: RNA polymerase II cis-regulatory region sequence-specific DNA binding; DNA-binding transcription factor activity, RNA polymerase II-specific. NCBI's taxonomy places the organism in Eukaryota, Metazoa, Chordata, Mammalia, Rodentia, Muridae. Gene Ontology annotation, biological process: regulation of DNA-templated transcription.